Messenger RNA from Phalaenopsis equestris, 669 nucleotides. RefSeq names its product citrate-binding protein-like. The transcript is spliced from 2 exons. NCBI's taxonomy places the organism in Eukaryota, Viridiplantae, Streptophyta, Magnoliopsida, Asparagales, Orchidaceae. The coding region runs from base 1 to 669 and encodes 222 amino acids. The record is from RefSeq and is a predicted model, not a curated record.
AUGGCCUCACCUGUUUGGCUGCACUUCCUAACACUUUUAGCUUCUUUCAGCAUAAUGAAGGAUUCUGACUUUUCUUUCUGCAACGCUGAGCCAACUGAUGGAUUUGUUCCUUUGCAGUUAUCUGAUGCCAAUUUAGAGCUGCAGAAGCCAUAUAAUGUUCCUUUAGCAGAUCGCUAUAGUUAUGUUAAUGGUGUACAUCGUCUGUGGGUGUACUCCACUGACAAGCCAUUCAAAGCUGGAAGUCCAACAGAUCCUCGAACCGAGAUUCGUAUCAAAGGCUAUGAUUAUUCUAGCGGAAUAUGGCAGUUUGAGGGGUAUGUUUUUGUGCCAAGUGGAACAAGUGGCACAUCUAUAAUGCAAGUUCAUCGAGCAGAUGGAGAGAAACCGGCUACGGACUUGAUGCUUAUGAUUUUUAAUGGAGAAUUGAGGUUCUACUCUGGAGAAGUUGUGGAGUCUAAUUUUUAUGAUAGAUGGGUGAGAGUGAAUGUCGUGCAUGAUGUUGAUGCUAACAAGUUGACUACUUUUAUUAAUGGUGUUAAAAAGCUUGAAGUAGAUGGAAAAGGCACAAGUGACUUUUAUUUCAAAUGUGGUGUUUAUGCACAACAUGAUGAUAGCUAUUAUAUGGAAUCAAGAUGGAGGGAUAUCAAAAUUUACAAGAAGGAUGGGUGA